Messenger RNA from Betta splendens (Siamese fighting fish), 1427 nucleotides. RefSeq names its product G protein-coupled receptor 18 (gene gpr18). The transcript has 2 exons. Gene Ontology annotation, molecular function: G protein-coupled receptor activity. Bases 159 to 1181 code for a protein of 340 amino acids. Gene Ontology annotation, cellular component: membrane. Gene Ontology annotation, biological process: positive regulation of Rho protein signal transduction; phospholipase C-activating G protein-coupled receptor signaling pathway. The record is from RefSeq and is a predicted model, not a curated record. NCBI's taxonomy places the organism in Eukaryota, Metazoa, Chordata, Actinopteri, Anabantiformes, Osphronemidae.
GGGGCUUUAUGCCGCGCUCGCGCUCGCCACGGUUUCCAUCACGUUACCCUUUGAGGCGCGUUCACUUCCCUGUUGGGGCUGUUCGAGCAGAGAGCGCAGACAAACGCUUCAUGAACCUGUUGGUGCCGGUCGCCGACAUGUCUGUUUGAUUCCUGUGCAUGGCGCUGGGUCUGAACGCCUCCAACAUGUCCGAGCCGGGCGGCGCCGGCGCCGGCCCGGAGCAGGGCCCGCUGGCGUACCGCAUGGCCGCCCUGGUCUUCUACUGCUUCGUCUUCGCCAUCGGCGUGGUGGUCAACGCCUCCGCCCUGUGGGUCUUCGCCCUCACCACCAAGAAGCGCAACUCGGUCACCGUGUACAUGAUCAACGUGGCGCUGGUGGACCUGGCCUUCGUGCUGCUGCUGCCGUUCCGCAUGGCGUACCACCAGCGCGACGCCUGGCCCUUCGGCGACCUCUUCUGCCGCGUCAGCGCCGCGCUCACCAUCUUCUACCCGUGCAUGGCGCUGUGGCUGUUCGCGCUGAUCAGCGCCGACCGCUACAUGGCCAUCGUGCAGCCGCGGCGCGCCAAGGAGCUGCGCAACGUGCCCAAGGCGGCGGUGGCCAGCGCCGGCGUGUGGCUGAUGACGCUGGGCAGCACGCUGCCGCUGCUGGUCGCCGCCGGCGACCCCGACGCCGCCGCCAACUUCACCACCUGCCUCAAGAUGCAGGACAUCGUGUACAUGCGCCGCGACAACCCCGUCAACUUCGCGCGCCUGGUCUUCUUCUUCCUGGUGCCCGUGUGCAUCAUGAUCGGCUGCUACGUGGUGAUCGUGGACAACCUGGUGCACGGGCGCACGUCCAAGCUCAAGCCCAAGGUGAAGCAGAAGUCGGUGCGCAUCAUCGCCACGCUCAUCGUGCAGGUGCUGGUGUGCUUCGUGCCGUUCCACGUGUGCCUGGUGCUGCGGCUGCUGGACGGCGGCGAGGACGGCGGCUUCAGCACCGGCGCCGUCUUCACCACCUUCCUCAUGAACAUGAGCACGGUGCUGGACAUCAUCCUCUACUACAUCGUGUCCAAGCAGUUCCAGGACCGCGUCAUCAGCGUGAUCCUCUACAGGAACUACCUGCGCAGCGUGCGGCGGAAGAGCCGGCACACGCACACGGGCAGCGUGCGCUCCAUGAGCAACCUGACCAGCGCCAUGAUAUGACGCCGCCGCCGCCGCCGCCGCGUCGCGGGGAUCAGAGCUCGCAAUUAAUUUGCGAGGCGUAAUUUACACUCACAGUAUGGGAGUGCUGCUGUUGUGGCAAAAACAUCUGUGUCGAGAGCUGAUUGACUCACCCCUGAGACUGGAGAUGUUUUCUGUGCGUCUCCGCUCCGGCAGACGCAGCACGACUGUCUGUGGCUCAGGUGUAACGCGUGCCGGCGCCAAUAAAUCUAGUGCUUUUACAACGCA